ACGGCAUCACACAUGCUGCGAUUGUUCUAAGCUUGUAAAAUGUGUUUUCUUCGUCGCAGGAGAUGAAGAGAUAAUCAAUCAUACUGAUACUUCAGGUCUGUUGGAGCAGAGCAGUAGGUCAUCAUCAUGGGUCUGUUGUCUGACCCGAGUCGCAGGAAAGUCCUGACCGGCCUCCUGACCCGCCUCAACACACCCAUAUGUAUUGUGUGCUACCUGGCUGGCAUCGUGUGGUUCAUGGGCCUGGCGUUCGAGCCCUUCACGCUGCGCACGUACAUGUCGGAGAACGCCAUGGGCUCCACUAUGGUUUCCUCCGGGGAGCGAGCACUGUCCCUCGCCAAGGAGUUCGACGCUCACAAAAGACAGGCCUACGAGUGCCUGCUGUGUGAUUAAAGCAGGGUUAGUCAGUAAUGAUGCUGGUUUGUUUCUGCAGCGGGAUGCCGGUGGAGUGGUUAGUUAAAGCGAUGCAAUCCAGAGGACUGGAGGUGUUCACCCAGAGCUUCUCCCGCAAGCUGCCCUUCCCUGACGAGAACAAGGAAAGAUAUAUGGUUCGAGGCACGAAUGUGUACGGGAUCCUGCGAGCUCCUCGCGCUCCUCGGACAGAGGCUCUGGUCAUCUCUGCUCCCUGCAGUCCUGGAGACAGUAACAACCAGGCGGUCGGCCUUCUGCUGGCCCUCGCGCAGUAUUUCAGGAACCAGGUGUACUGGGCCAAAGACAUCAUAUUCUUGGUGAACGAGCAUGAUCUGAUGGGCACGCAGGCCUGGCUGGAAGCCUACCACCACACUAACAUCACAGGAAUGGAGUACUCGCCGCUGCAGGGUCGCGCGGGGUCUAUUCAAGCCGCCCUCUCAUUGGAACUCAGCAGUGAUGUCAUCACCAGCCUGGACCUGAUUUUAGAAGGACUUAACGGUCAGCUGCCCAACCUGGACCUGGCCAACCUCUUCUAUGCCUUCUGUCAGAAGUUAGGAGUGCUGUGCACCAUUCAGGGAAAGCUGCAGAGGAAUGACUGGGACACGGCUGAGGGCUACACGCACGCGGCGCAGACCAUGAUGCUGAUGGUGCUGAAACAAGCUUGCGGACGGUCCUGGGGAGAUCACGGCCUCUUCCUCCGCUAUCACAUCGAAGCCGCUUCUGUUCGAGGCAUCAACAGUUUCAGACACUACAAGACGGACGCGGCCACCAUCGGCAGGUUGCUGGAGGGAAUGGUCCGUAAACUCAACAAUCUCCUGGAGCGUCUCCAUCAGUCAUAUUUCUUCUACCUCUUGCCUUCUCUCUCUCGGUUUGUCUCCAUUGGCUGCUAUAUGCUUGCGUUCGGCCUCCUGGUUGUCAUCUUACUGCUUCGAGCGCUGGAUCUCUGGGUUCACCUGGGAGCACCUGCUCUGGCAGCAGUGGAGGGAGUUACUGAAGCUCAGCAACCGUCCGGUCCGGGUGUGUUGACGGUGUUGACCCCGGUGGUGAUCAGUCACCUGACAGGUGUGGCGCUGUAUCUACUUCCUGUUCAUCUGCAGGAGAUGGCUGUGGAGCACUUCCCGGUGUCUGAAACCGAAGCUGUGGUGCUCACUGCAGUAGCCAUCUACACCGCAGGCCUAGCUCUGCCGCACAACACACAGCGGUUGCUGUCUGGAGAGGGCACGGAGCAGGGCUGGAAAGUGCUGAAGCUGACGGCUCUGCUCUAUCUAGCGGUGCUGUUGGGCUGCACAGCCCUCAUUAACUUCUCUCUGGGGUUCAUUUUGGCCGUUACGCUGGUGCCGAUCACCGCCAGCAUGACGCCGCACAUGCCCAAGGCUCUGAGCGCACUGGUCAUGGUGCUGCUCAGUCCUGCCUUCACCGUCCUCUACUGCGUCUUCAUCUACCAGGAGCUCAUCGAAGCGCCCGUCAGCGUCAGCGAGGGCUGGAUGCUCUUCCUCUCGGUCAUCUCGCAGGGCAUUCUCGAUCACGCGCUCUACGGAUCACUCGUGUAUCCACUCUUAGCCCUUUUCAUUUAUCCCUGCUGGCUAAUGUUCUGGAACAUUCUUUUCUGGAGUUAAUCAUUCUCAGAUGUCUUAAGUAGCAUCCAAUGGAGCUGUUUUUGAAAUAAUGCCACUUUGUGCCGAUCAUGAAGAUUUAUGGUCCAUCUGUGGGCUUUAUCUGCUGUUAGUGAUUGGCGUUAGGAAGAUCUACGAGGAUCCAAAUAAAGGUCAGAUAAAGAGGAUUUAAUAGUGUGUGAAGGGGUUUACAUGAAGACAUAUGUAGGACAGAAAUAAUGAAUUGAAAUAAAUUCAGGUUUUUUAUACCAGAUGUGUUGACAUAAUUGUUAAUUUUUUUUUUUUACCUUAUAGUUUGCGUAGUUUGGCAUUUUGAACUCUGGUGUACUGGAAGCUUAUAUUUAAUAUGGUUUGAUAUUCAUAAUUAUACAAAAAGAUUGUUUGUUAACUCAAAUGAAUUCUUAAUGAAGCCCUUGCAGUUUAGUUCUCUGUGGACAUUACAAAAGGCGGAAACGAGAAGAACACAAGACCUUAAAGAGCAAGUUUCCAAGACUUUGAUGCAUUAUUCAGUUUGUUUCAGGCAACACUGUAUUCAUAUGCUCUGAUGAACUAUGCACAUAGGUCUUUGAUUAUUAAAUGUGAUUAAAAUAACUUAAAAAUA
Molecule: messenger RNA, 2622 nt
Organism: Cyprinus carpio (common carp)
Lineage: Eukaryota; Metazoa; Chordata; Actinopteri; Cypriniformes; Cyprinidae
Product: glycosylphosphatidylinositol anchor attachment 1 protein-like
Exons: 12
Coding region: 408-2024 (538 amino acids)
Biological process (GO): attachment of GPI anchor to protein
Cellular component (GO): membrane; GPI-anchor transamidase complex
Source: RefSeq, a predicted model, not a curated record